AUGGCAGAAAGUGUUGUGGGCUUUCUGAUUAACCAGCUCACAACCUUACUUUCCCAAGAGGCAACACUUUUGGGGGAGCUUCAACCAGAUGUUCUGUUCAUCAAAGACGAAUUGGGGAGCAUGAAGGCUUUCCUCAGGAAAGCUGAAGCAAAGGAAGACAAUGAUUCUCAACUCCAAGAAUGGGUAAAGCAGGUUCGAGAAGUUGCUUAUGAUACAGAGGAUGUUCUCGAUGAUUUUGCCUUUCGAUUUGCUCGUGGUCAAACAGAUGGAUUCUGUGGCUAUGUAGGAAAGAUCUAUAGCUCCAUAAAGAAUCUGAAAGUCCGCCAUCAUAUUUCUUUGCAAAUAAAAGAUAUCAAGGCCAGAGUUGAACAGAUUUCUGCAAGGCAUCAAAGGUACCAGUCCCUCAAUGGUACUCAAGAAAGAGGCUCCAGCUCUUCCCACAUGGCAAAUGCAGAUUUUCAUAUUCGUGAUCAAGCACUCCUAAUUGAAGAAGCUCAACUUGUUGGCAUAAACAAGCCAAAAGAGGAGCUUACUGCCAAAAUCCUUGAUGACCAUUCCCACUUGAAAAUAGUUUCAGUGGUGGGAAUGGGGGGACUCGGCAAGACCACUCUAGUGAAAAAAGUCUAUGAUGAUUCUGCGGUGAAGAAACAAUUUCAGAGCCAUGCUUGGAUAACUGUUUCUCAGAAAUUUCAAUUCAAUGUCAUCAUCAAGAACCUAAUUCAACAACUAUAUGAUGAAAUCCGACAGCCAGUCCCUUCUCAAGUGGAAUCCAUGGAUGGUAUUAGACUGAGUGAAUUUGUCAAAGACUUCCUCAAAGAAAGAAGGUACAUCCUUGUCCUUGAUGAUGUGUGGAGUCUAGAUGCUUGGGAAACUAUCAAAUACAUAUUGCCUGACUACCAUGUCGCUAGUCGUGUUGUAUUAACAACACGAAUAGCCGACGUAGCUUCUGGGUCUUGUUUAGCAUCCCAUGACUUUGUCCAUAAGAUGAAGCCUCUUUCUGAUGAAGAGUCUUGGACUCUUUUUUGCAAUAGAACAUUUCAGAGUAAUGGUUGUCCUCCAAGUCUAGAAGAAGUUUCUAGAAAUAUAUUAAAAAAGUGUGAGGGCCUACCACUUGCUAUUGUGGCAAUAGGUGGUGUUUUGGCUUUGAAAGACAAGGAGAGGAUGGAUGAAUGGGAGAUGAUUCUUCAUGGCUUUGGUAGCGAGGUAGAUGGUAGCGGUAAGCUUGAUAGAAUUAAAAGGAUACUCUUACUUAGCUACAAUGAUUUGCCUCACCAUCUUAAAGGCUGCUUGUUAUAUCUAAGCAUCUAUCCUGAAGAUUCCCAAAUUCAGGUCAAUAAUAUACUUGAAAAAUGGAUAGCUCUAGGAUUUGUAGAAGAGAAAGAAGGAAUGGCAACCACUGACAUUGCUAUGAGAUAUCUAAAAGAACUCAUCAACAGAAGCUUAAUCCAAAUUAAAGACACAUGGGAUGAUGGCCAAUUGAAGGCAUGUGGCCUUCAUGAUUUCCUGCAUGAAAUCAUUAUUUCAAAAUCUAAAGAGCAGAGCUUCACAACCACAGCCACUGGAUAUUACACAAGUUGGCCCGUCAAAGUUCGACACCUAGCAAUCCAUAACUUCACUAAUAAGCCACAAGAUUUUAGCAGUUUAAAGUGUCUUCGGUCUGUGGAAAUAUUCAGGUAUGAAGAUCCUCUCACAACUUCAUUUUUAUCCAAGUUUUUAUGUGGCGGUCCCAAGUUCCUAAAGGUGUUAGGUUUAGAGGGAGCUGAAUUGGACAACAUCCCAAAGGAAGUUUUCAAACUAUUUCACCUCAAGAAUCUAAAUCUCAGCUGCACCAAAGUAAAAAUCAUCCCAAAAUCUAUUGGGCAGCUUCAAAACCUGCAAGUUUUACUUCUGGGUGAUACCAAUAUAAUAGAGCUACCUGUGGAAAUUCUAAAGCUAAGAAAACUCCGUGUCCUUAUAGUAAGCAGAGCAGGUGAUUAUUCAAAUAACUUUACAAUCUGGGGCUUUAAAUCUCCAAAUAGAAUUGGAAAGCUUAUUUCCUUGGAGAAUCUUGGAAGUAUUGAAGCAGACAGUGAUGAAAUAGUAAGGGAGAUUGGGAAGCUCAUUCGAUUGCAGAAAUUAACCAUCACAAAGCUAAGAAGAGAAGAUGGAAAGGAGUUGCUCUCCUCCCUCUUAAGGCUGACCAACCUUCAAGAGCUGUACAUCCAGUCUAUUAAAGAAGAGGAGACCCUUGAUCUCCAACAUUCCGUCGCUCCAAGAUUUGGAUUCCUUACAGUUUUGCAUUUGAGAGGCCAUUUAGAGAGAGUACCAGAAUGGGUAAUAUCACUUCAAUCCUUGAGAGAGUUACGUUUGCAUAAUAGUGGGUUGAGAGAAGAUGAAAAUAUAAUAGGCUCUCUUGGACAUUUGCUCAAUCUGGUGUGUCUUGUGCUCCAUCGUGCUUACGAAGGGGAGACAUUGUGCUUCGAGAUUGGAGGAUUUCAAAAACUCCGGAGAUUAGAGCUUCGGCAAUUAAGAAGACUGAAAUGGGUGAGGGUGGAAGAGGGAUCAAUGCCUAGUCUACAAGUGUUUACUUUUGCCGGUUGCAAACUCAUGGAGGGACUGCCUUUGGGCCUCCAAAACUUGACAGGGCUUGAAGGUCUUGGGUUGUAUGAUAUGUCUAAUGAACUAAUCCACAAAAUACAGAAUUUGGAUAAACAAAGUGAAGAUUAUCAGACAAUUUCUCAUAUCCCUGAAGUUUGUAUUGGGCACUGGAUUGAUGGUCGAUGGGAAAGAGAAUUCCUCUAA
This is a messenger RNA of Coffea eugenioides, 2781 nucleotides long. RefSeq names its product disease resistance protein RPM1-like. The record is from RefSeq and is a predicted model, not a curated record. Lineage: Eukaryota; Viridiplantae; Streptophyta; Magnoliopsida; Gentianales; Rubiaceae. Gene Ontology annotation, molecular function: ADP binding. The transcript has a single exon. Gene Ontology annotation, biological process: defense response to other organism. The coding region runs from base 1 to 2781 and encodes 926 amino acids.